AUGUCACUCCGCAUACCCCGCAGUGACAAUGACAGCGACAGCAAUAUCUUCGGCAACCACACUACUUACAAUGACAACCACACCGACAGCGACAGUGACGAUGUUGGCAGCGAUGUCAACCUGCUGGAUCAUGACAUCGACAUCCUACCGGAAGAGCUCGAUGAACAGAUUCGUUUCGAGCGCGAUCAAAGAGACAACCUGGCUGAGCAGGCUGUCAUACCAGAGCGUGAAGAACAUGGACUGGGUGAUAAUGGACUGGGCUUGACAGAAAGAGACAGGGAGACAUGCUACGCUGGUUGUCGUUUGUUGCCACCAAAAAAAAAAUGA
This is a messenger RNA of Gamsiella multidivaricata, 327 nucleotides long. RefSeq lists its product as uncharacterized. The transcript has a single exon. NCBI's taxonomy places the organism in Eukaryota, Fungi, Mortierellomycota, Mortierellomycetes, Mortierellales, Mortierellaceae. The coding region runs from base 1 to 327 and encodes 108 amino acids. The record is from RefSeq and is a predicted model, not a curated record.